UCUUGCAUUUCUCAUGAACUGUGGAGUCGUGUUGGGUUUCUACUGCUGGGAUUGGGAGUUCAUAACUGCCCUUCUUCUCUUCUGAUCACAAACUCUUCAAUCUCUUCUCAAUCAUUCUCAAAAAUGGAGGAAGAAACUGAGAAAGGGUUGUUGGAGUGUGUCAGAAAAUUCUCAACAGCACCGUUUUUGUUGAAGACAUAUAUGUUGGUUGAGGAUCCUACGACCAAUGAUGUUGUGUCGUGGAAUGAUGACGGAACAACGUUUGUGGUGUUGCAACCUGCAGAGUUUGCUCGUGAUCUUCUUCCGACUCUCUUCAACCAUUGCAACUUCUCUAGCUUUGUUCGCCAGCUCAAUACUUAUGGUUUUCGUAAAGUUAGAAGAAGCAGAUGGGAGUUUUGCAACGAGCGAUUCAGAAAGGGAGAGAAAGAACUGUUAUGCGAGAUGAGACGUAAGAAGUCAUGGGUAAGGAAGAAGCAAAAUGAAAGGUCCUUAGCAUCAAGGUUUUCUUCAAAUUAUGCAGUUCUGAUGGAUGAAAACAAGCGACUGAAGAAGGAGAAUAAGGUGUUGCAGUCAGAGCUUACAACCAUCAAGACCAAGUGCAGGGACUUGCUCGAUUUGGUCACCAAAUAUUCAUCUGCAAAGCCAGAACGACUCAGAUUCGAACAAGUCCAAGAAGAAUCAUAGGUCCAAAACAACAACAAA
Messenger RNA from Vigna radiata var. radiata (mung bean), 702 nucleotides. Its product is annotated as heat stress transcription factor B-3-like. The record is from RefSeq and is a predicted model, not a curated record. The transcript is spliced from 2 exons. Gene Ontology annotation, molecular function: RNA polymerase II cis-regulatory region sequence-specific DNA binding; DNA-binding transcription factor activity. Gene Ontology annotation, cellular component: nucleus. Bases 124 to 684 code for a protein of 186 amino acids. NCBI's taxonomy places the organism in Eukaryota, Viridiplantae, Streptophyta, Magnoliopsida, Fabales, Fabaceae. Gene Ontology annotation, biological process: regulation of transcription by RNA polymerase II.